Messenger RNA from Lycium barbarum (goji berry), 399 nucleotides. RefSeq lists its product as uncharacterized. The record is from RefSeq and is a predicted model, not a curated record. The coding region runs from base 1 to 399 and encodes 132 amino acids. The transcript has a single exon. NCBI's taxonomy places the organism in Eukaryota, Viridiplantae, Streptophyta, Magnoliopsida, Solanales, Solanaceae.
AUGGCGUUCUUGGGUCAUAUAGUGACCAAGGAUGGGAUUAUGAUAGAUCCUAAUAAGAUUGAGACAGUUCAUGAUUGGAUCAGGCCUACCUCAGCUACUGAGAUUCGGAGCUUCAUUGGCCUCACUAGUUACUAUCGGUGUUUUGUGGAGGGAUUUUCAUCUAAUGCAUCUCUUUUGACCAGAUUGACUCUAAUAUAUGUAUCUCCUUUGACCAGAUUGACUCAUAAGAAUGAACCCUUUCAGUGGUUGGAUGAGUGCAAGGCGAGCUUUCAAAAGUUCAAGACUUUGUUAACUACAACUCUGAUUUUAACUGUUCUCGUGGAGGGUGAGGGAUUUAUGGUAUAUUUUGAUUCUUCACGGAUUGGCCUUGGUUAUGUUCUGAUACAAAAGGGAAAGUGA